UGUGUUUUGCCUUCCUAUAGUGCUCCCAAGUAUGUCAGAAGAAAAGGUCUCUCCUCCCAGAGCCCGGAACAUGAAGGACUUUGAAAAUCAAGUCACUGAGCUGAAGAAGGAGAACUUCAAUCUAAAGCUCCGCAUCUACUUCCUUGAGGAGAGGAUGCAGCAGGAGUUUGCUGGCCCCACAGAGCAUAUCUACAAGAUGAACAUUGAACUCAAGGUGAAAGUGGAAAGUCUGAAGCGUGAGCUCCAGAAGAGAGAUCAGUUGCUCGUCAAAGCCUCCAAAGCGGUGGACAGCCUAGCGGAAGGGGGUGGUUCCGAAGUCCAGCGGGUGAAAGAAGAUGCGGAGAAGAAGGUGCAGCAGGUUGAAGACCUCCUAAUGAAAAGGAUACAUCUUCUAGAAGAAGAUGUGAAAGCUGCCCAAGCAGAACUGGAGAAGGCCUUUGCGGGAACAGAAACAGAGAAAGCGCUUCGGCUCAGCCUAGAAAGGAAGCUCUCAGCACUGGAGAAGAUGCAGGAGGGGGCCCUGGAUAUGACUCUGGCUCUGGAAGAGAAGGACAGACUGAUUGAGGAGUUGAAGCUGUCUUUGAAGAGCAAAGAAGCUUUAAUUCAGUGCCUUAAAGAGGAGAAAUCUCAGAUGGCAUCUCCUGACGAGAAUGUGUCAUCUGGAGAACUCCGAGGACUUUCUGCCACUCUGAGGGAAGAAAAGGAGAGAGAUGCUGAGGCUGCACAUAAAGAACGGCAGAAGGAGACAAAUCACUUUGAAGAGAGAAUUCAAGCACUUCAGGAGGACCUGAGAGAGAAGGAAAGAGAAAUUGCCACAGAGAAGAAAAAUAGCUUAAAGAGGGAUAAAGCAAUUCAAGGCCUAACCAUGGCAUUAAAAUCAAAGGAAAAAGAGGUUGAAGAACUUAACUCUCAAAUCGAAGAGCUCACUGUCGCCUUCACCAAAGCCAGAGAGGCUCCCUCAAAAUCCCAGGUCUCAGAAUUCCAGGGGUCUGAGGACUAUGAAGCUGCCCUGGCAGAAAAAGAAGCCCUGUUGGCCAAGCUACACUCAGAAAACCUCACAAAGAGCACUGAGAACCAUAGGCUGCUCAGGAAUGUUAAAAAGGUCACCCAGGAGCUGAGGGACCUGAAGAAGGAGAAGCUGAGACUAGAGAGGGACCUGGAAGAAGCCCACCAAGAGGGGGACAGAGGAGCCCAAACCAUCCAUGAUCUUAGAAACGAAGUUGAGCAGCUACGCAAUGAAAUGAAUGAGAGAGACAAGGGGAUGGAGAACCAUUACAAGUAUCUUCCAGGUGAAAGUAAUAGAAUGUUCCAUGUCCCAGAACAGGCUGUCCGACAUCUAACAGAAAGUGCCAGUCAAGAGGACCUGAUGCUUCAGAAAUCCAAUGAAAAAGAUUUGGAAGCAAUACAGCAGAACUGUUAUUUAAUGACUGCAGAGCUCAAGUUUGGGAGCGAUGGCUUAAUAACAGAAAAGUGUUCUCAGCAGUCACCAGGCAGCAAACUCAUCUUCUCCAAGGAAGAGCAACAAUCAGACUAUGAAGGGCUGACUGGGGACUUAAAGUCCGAGCAGAGCAUCUAUGCCCAUCUGGCAAAGACCCUGCAGGACAAAGACAAUGUCAGCGACCUGCAGGGUGAGCUGAAAGAGGUCCUUGCCCUGCGGAAGCAGCUGGAGCAGGAUGUGCUUGCCUACCGGAAUCUGCAGACGGCCUUGCAGGAGCAGCUCAGCGAAAUUCGGAGGCGGGAAGAAGAACCAUUUUCAUUUUAUAGUGAUCAAACAUCGUAUCUAAGUAUUUGUCUUGAAGAGCACAAUCAGUUUCAAGUGGAACAUUUUUCUCAAGAAGAACUCAAGAAAAAGGUCAGUGACCUUAUACAGCUUGUGAAGGACCUACACACAGACAACCAGCACCUCAAGAAAACCAUUUUUGAUCUCUCUUCCAUGGGCUACCAGGGAAGUGACAGACUUGAGUCAACAAAACAAGCGAAGCAUCUGGCUAGCAAGGAGGAUGAGGACACAAUCAAAUUUGAAGUGGACAAUGAGAAUCAUUUCCAGAGCGCCCAGCAUUUGGAACAGAGUAAAGAGAUCAUGGAGGACUACGCCGAGGGUGGCUGCAAAAAUGGGUAUUUAAGGCACAUGGAUUCCACUAUUUUAGACCAUGAUGGCGUCCACACACCUGGCAUCCCUGAAAACGAGAACCUACAAGACGAACUCCUGAGCCUGCUUGCCACUUUCUUCCUCAAGAAGGGCACACCAUCGCUGGAAUCCAGGCCAGAUCUUCUGAAAGCUCUUGGUGCCCUGCUUUUAGAGCGAAUGUGCUUAGUAGAGCAGGGGCUUCCUGGAGACCACCUUCAGCAAGUAGCUGUUGAGUUGAGAGAUGAGCUUGGGCAUUCCUGCCCAGCCAACUCAUUCUCUAAGUCAAACAAUGAACUCAAGUCAACAUGGAGGACCUGGCUAGAAAAGACAGGUGACGAAGCCAAGGUUGAACUGAAGAAUGCCUCCGUGCAGACCAUCACCAUAGAGGACACCCCUCAUGGAUUCAAAUUUGAAAGAACGAGAGAAGCUAGGGAAGAGAAACCAAAAGAAGCCAUUUUCAGCACUGCAUCUGAAUCAGAGGCCUUGGGUGAGAAGCCAGGGCUUCAGGCCACUCCCCUCUCAUUCCCCAGUGCCAUCAACACGGAUGCUGAGAAGACAGACUUGCUGAUCCAAUUAAAGACAUCUGAGUUACUGGAAAAUGUGUAUGAUCUUCCUGCCUCCCCAGAGAUGGUGGCUCAGCUCCAGAGCCAAGUUCUAGAGCUGCGGGGAAAGCUGAAAGAGUCGAAAACCCGCAACAAGCAACUCCAUGACAAGCUAGUUCUGGCAGAGGCAAUGCUGGAGGGGAUGGCAGUGCCCAGCCCAGCACUGAUGAACGUGCCUGCAGCUCAGCCUGUUGUGAGAACAGCCUACCAGGACAACCCAGGCGAGCAAGAAAGACCUGAAUCUACACGUUCUGCUGGGAGAGACAAGGAAGUGGACAGUGACCAAUGCACAAGCUUUGAGAUCGAUUCUGAAAUCUGUCCGCCUGAUGACCUUGCCUUAUUACCAGCAUCCAAAGAGAACCCUGAAGAAUUCCUCGGCACACCCUCCAUAGCCACUUACUUGAAUUCCAAGAGUCGGCUCUCUCUUAAAGUCAGUGUGAUGGAUACUGACCAAUCUGAGAAUAUUAAUAUCCCUGAUGACAUAGAGGACUUAAAGCAGAAAAUCCAGGACUUGCAAACUGAGCUGGAAGGCUACCGGAACUUCAUUGUCCAGCUGCAGAAGCACUCUCAGUGCAGUGAGGCCAUUAUCACAGUUUUGGGUGGGACAGAGGGGGCCCAAGAUGGCUUGAACCAGCCUACAGACUGCAUUGAUGAAGAAGAGAUGACAUUUUCAAGUUUGCACCAAGUACGAUACGUGAAGCACAUGAAAAUCCUCCAACCCCUCACUCCAGAAAUGAUUGACAGCAGGAUGUUAGAGUGCCUCAAACAACAGCUGGUGGAACAAGAGCAGGAGCUACAGAAGGAGCAGGAUUUGAACUUGGAACUUUUCAGUGAGAUCCAUAACCUGCAGAACAAGUUCCAAGACCUCUCCCCAUCAAGAUACGAUUCAUUGGUUCAGUCCCAAGCCAGAGAGCUCUCCCUUCAGCGGCAACAGAUUAAGGACAGCCAUGGCAUCUGUGUCAUUUACCAUCAACACAUGAACACCAUGAUCAAGGCAUUCGAGGAGCUUCUGCAGGCCAGUGAUGUGGACAGUUGUGUGGCUGAGGGCUUCCGGGAGCAGCUAACACAGUGUGCUGGACUGCUGGGGCAACUGGAGAAGCUGUUUCUCCACGGAAAAUCAGCUGGAGUGGAACCAUGUCCCCAGAGUGAACUACUAAAGAGGUUAAGGACUGAGGAAGACAACUUAACCUACCAGCAUCUCCUGCCUGAAUCUCCUGAGCCUUCUGCCUCUCACUCACUAUCAGAUGAUAAAAUGUCUGAGAAGUCCUUCCUAUCCCGAGAUCCGAAGCCAGACAGUGAGACGAUAGUGAGCCAUUUUCCUCAAGACUUACUAAUGGAACAUAUACAGGAAAUUCGAACUUUGAGAAAGCGUUUGGAAGAAUCUAUUAAAACAAAUGAGAAGCUCCGGAAACAGCUGGAACAGCAUGGGUCUGAGACUGACCAAGGUUCCACAAAUGUCUCUGCUUAUGGCUCAGAACUGCAUAGCUCUCUGACUUCAGAAAUACAUUUCCUGAGGAAGCAGAACGAGGCCCUCAGUAUGAUGCUCGAGAAAGGUUCCAGAGAUAAACAGAAAGAGAAUGAAAAAUUACAGGAGGCCCUGUCCAGGAAGGCUGCUAGUCUUGAGCACCUUCAGCUAGAGUACACCAGUGUAAGGGAAGAAAAUGAAAGGCUGCAGAGAGACAUCGAUGAGAAGGAGAGACACAACCAACAGCUGGCUCAGGAGGUCUGCAGCAGCCGCCAGGAGCUAAGCAGGGUACAGGAAGAAGUGAAGUCAAGGCAGCAGCUGCUCUCACAGAACGACAAGCUGCUUCAGUCCCUCAGAGUGGAGUUGAAGGUGUAUGAGAAGCUGAACGAGGAGCAAAGGAAGCUACAGCGAGUGGCCCAAGGUGAGGCAUCUGGAGAAGGCUGGAUGGGGCCGGAUCCUUUUAACAACGUGCAUGGCCUCCUGACAGAGAUGCAGGCUCUCCGCAAGCAGUUAGAAAAGAGCAUUCACACUAACAACACCCUGAAGAGCAAGCUGGAGGAGCAACUGUCACAAGGGUCAAAGAAGGCCCAGGAAGGGGCCCUCACUCUGGCUGUCCAGUCCCUGUCUGUCACCGAAUGGACUCUUCAGCUGGACAAACAUGGUGGCAGCAAAUGUCCUGAGGCCUGUGAUAAUUCAUUGGAUCUGUUUGAAUCCACCCAGGCAAUGGCACCUAAAUCAGCUUUGGAGACUCCUCUGCUCUCUGGAACUGACGUUGACUCCCUCCCCUGUGACAGUAGCUGUUCUGCCGUCAGCCCCGCUAGCAUGCCCUGUAUGGUUGAUGGCCACCAUGUGUGGGCUAGCAAGAGUGGCCACCAUAUGCUGGGCCUGAUUGAGGACUAUGAUGCCCUUCAUAAGCAGAUCAGCCAGGGCCACAGACUGCUUGCCAAGAUGGACAUUCAAACUCAAGAGGCUCUGAGCCCCGCAAGUCAAAAGCUGGGGCCAAAGGGUUCACACUCUAUGCCUCUGAGCACGUUUCUCUCCAGCAUGAACACAGCUAAGCUGAUCCUGGAAGAAGCCUCCAGGCUGCUGAAGCUCUUCUGGAGGGUCUCGGUUCCCACAGACGGCCAGUGUUCCCUUCACUGUGAGCAGAUUGGAGAAAUGAAGGCAGAGAUCACCAAACUACACAAAAAACUGUUUGAACAAGAAAAGAAGCUGCAAAAUACAGCAAAACUUCUGCAGCAGAGCAAGCACCAGGAGAAAGUCAUCUUUGAUCAGUUGGUCAUCAUCCACCAAGUCCUUCAGAAGGCCAGGGGAAACCUGGAGCUCAGGCCCAGGGUGGCUGCUCAUCCAGAAACAUCCAGUCCCAGCAGGCCAGGCUCCUGAGGAGAGCUCUCAGCUAAUAAAGCUUGUGGUCCUGAGAUUGCGUGCCUCUGUCCUCACUGUGGCUCCUGGUGAUGGGGGAAGCAAUGGCUGCCACCAGAGGAAGUGUGGCGAUGUGCUGUGCUUUCUGUCUGAAAGUUGGCUUCAGGUGGUAGUUUCAAAGGCACCAUUGCUCUGCAGUCAGGCACCAGAAAGGCUCUGAAUGCUCUGAUUGAUCUGGAGUACCCUGCACACUGGCGGGCUUCACACCCUCAGGUCUGAGAACUCAGCUUUCAUCCAGCACUG
Acomys russatus (golden spiny mouse) is the source of this 5860-nucleotide messenger RNA. RefSeq names its product CDK5 regulatory subunit associated protein 2 (gene Cdk5rap2). The coding region runs from base 32 to 5578 and encodes 1848 amino acids. The record is from RefSeq and is a predicted model, not a curated record. Gene Ontology annotation, molecular function: microtubule binding; transcription cis-regulatory region binding; gamma-tubulin binding. Gene Ontology annotation, cellular component: mitotic spindle pole; microtubule organizing center; perinuclear region of cytoplasm. The transcript is spliced from 36 exons. Gene Ontology annotation, biological process: centriole replication; negative regulation of centriole replication; microtubule bundle formation. Lineage: Eukaryota; Metazoa; Chordata; Mammalia; Rodentia; Muridae.